GCGCCGGGUAUAUAAAGCCCUCAGACACAUCUGCCCGGAGAACCGCUCUCUGUUUUCAAACACACCUCUCAGAUGUUAGCGGUUUGGGUUUUUUAAAGUCUUGUUUCUCUCAAAUAAAAGGUCGGAACAGAUUGUCUAUAUUUCCAUACGCGAAAGGAAAGCAAGUUGGAUGUACUUGAGAGUUUUUCAGUUAGAAUUUGUUUUAAUAUCUCUACUUGAAGAUGAAAUUCAGUUUGUAGUGUUUAUAGCGACUGGCCAAACAUCAUGAUUCCACCUGGAGAGUGUCUGUAUGCUGGGAGGAAGAGGAGAAAGCCCAUGCAAAAGCAAAAACCAGCAGGGGUGAACCAGAAGUCGAACCCGUCUAAAAGACACCGGGACCGUCUCAAUGCCGAGUUGGACCGACUGGCCAGCCUGUUGCCAUUCAAUCCAGAGGUCAUCUCCAAAUUGGACAAACUGUCGGUGCUGCGUCUCAGCGUGAGCUAUCUCCGCGUCAAGAGCUUCUUUCAAACAAUUCAGGAGAAAUCAAGCAAAAAGCAAAGCCCUGCCUCCUGCAGCCCUGAGCCCAAGAAACACAGUCUAGGCAACAGUAUUCUGGAAAGUGAUCUUCUUCUUGAGUCUUUGACAGGGUUUGCACUGAUCGUUAGCUCAGAUGGUGUCAUCUUCUAUGCUUCUUCUACAAUCGUAGAAUACCUGGGCUUCCAUCAGACCGAUGUGAUGCACCAGAAUGUCUUCGAUUACAUCCAUGUGGACGAGCGGCAGGAGUUCAGAAGACAGCUGCAUUGGGCCAUGAAUCCCCAGCAGGAACACCACUCUCCCUCAGGAAAUGAUGAAGACUACAUGGUAAGAAGUCUGUUUAACGCUCAAGAGCUAAACGGCGUCCCUCCGGAACUUUCUCCAUUCCUCACUCGCUGCUUCAUCGCUCGAGUACGCUGCCUGCUCGACAACAAAUCCGGCUUCCUGAGGAUGCAGUUUCAGGGCAGUCUGAAGUUCCUCCAAGGCCAGAAGAGGAAGAGUAAAUCCGGAGCUUUGAUGCCGCCUCAGCUGGCUCUGUUCUGUGUGGCCGUGCCGCUUGUCCUGCCCUCCAUCACCGAGCUGAAGAUGAAGGGCAUGAUGAGCAAACCGAAAGGCUCCAACAUCAGUGAAAAGAGGCACCACAUUUCUCGCACCUCUUGUGACGCUGACGACAUGAAUCUUAACUGGCACAGCGGAUCGUGGACGGCUCUUACCAAAGAGGGCACCCAAUAUAAAAGUGAAGGUCUGUACGUCCAGGACGAGCCCCUUAACUUCUGCAUGUCCUCUACGGCGGCCCAUAAAGUGCAGCCUACGCAAAGUCCCUGGGACUCUCGGUGUCACUCUGCCUCACAGGGCGGAUACUUCAGCAGCAAAUUGGGGAAGCACGUCCAGUCCGGAAAAUUCCGCUUCUCCCCAGGUUGCGCUGCUGCGGCGAUGUCCCAGUGUAAGCAGUAUGGACUCGGUGAUAAGGACGGGUACUGUGGCUACAGGAAGACUGAGAGUACUAGAUACACGGGCAAUAAUGAUUGUUACAGCAACCUCCUGCUGCCCGAGACCGCCAUAAAGACGGAGCAUGAUUCCGACUCGGAGAACGGAUGCAGCAUAUACGGCACGCCCCAUAACGGCGCCUGGCGCUACAGCACACCCUUCCCAGACGCACACCAGGUGAAAACAGAGGCAGACUAUGAUGAGUAUUAUAGCAAACCUAGCAUCACAAAUAUCUCCAGCAUCAACGGACACCACAAAUAUCUCUACACAGGAGCGGGAAGGCCGCUGAAAUGCGUCCUUAAUAAAGACCAUUCAGAUCCUCACAGCCUCCAGGAUACAAACUGCCACGCAUACACGAACAGCUCUGAGUCCAAGGUCUUUAUGCAGCCCGACUACAAGCUCAGCUACGAGGUGAGGAACCACAGUCUUCUUCACCCCAUCAAAAGAGAACCCGUUGACUCUCUGCCCUGGACUGAAGGCAGCCAUGAUGUUAUUCAACAACACGUGGACAGAAAUGAGGCAAAUUGUGCACUGAACACAGUGGUGCACAAAACCAGCGCCUAUUUGUAUAUGCAAUAAUCAUCAGUGCCAAAUGCUACAUUUCGAUGCUCAGGUAGAUGUCUUAUUAUAGAUAGGUGUUAUGACACUUGUUUUUAAGGGCUAGUUCUCUAUUAUGGCACUUUAAAAGAUGACAGAGUAUUUUGUAAGUAAUAUUUGUAGCAUAACCUUUGCAGUUACCUGGUAUGGAAUUUUACAUCAUAUACAUUGUAUAUUUCAUUUAUCGCAUCUUCCGACAGCCUGGUUUUAAAAAUGUACAGACCACAAAAAGAAGGGACAAUCCCUUGGUUAAGGGAUUAUACUAUUUAUACCACAUUGAAUUCUCCAUUCUGAUCGGUCAGAAGAUGUUGAACUCUUCCGUGCACUCUUUCUAAUGCGUUAUUGUUUCUAUAGUAACAACUCAUUCACAGGGACUUGUGUGGCAGACAUUCCACAUGAUCUAAGACUAAUAAUAAAUCGAUUUAUCGAAAAAUGUGCUAUUAUUUAACAAACAAAAAUAUAGAGUCAUUCAUAUCAUAUAUGAUCUGGCGUCUCAAGGGCGCACUGUGGUUUAGUGGUUAGCACGUUGCCCUCACACCUCCAGGGUCGAGGGUUCGAUUUCCACCGCUGCGGGGGUUUCCUCCGGGUACUCUGGUUUCCUCCUCCAGUCCAACGACAUGCAUAGAAGGCUGACUGGCAUGUCCAAAGUGUCCGUAGUGUAUGAAUGUGUGUGUGAUUGUGCCCUGCGAUGGAUUGGCACCCGGUCCAGGGUGUACCCCGCCUUGUGCUCCAUGCUUCCUGGGAAAGGCUCCAGUUUCCCUGUGACCCUGAAAGAUAAGCGGUAUAGAAAAUGGAUGGAUGGAAGGUGUUUCACGGGUCAACUAUGAGAUGUAAAACAGUAUUCUGCAUCGAUAACAAUCCGGCUUGUUCUGUCAUUUUGAAUUGGUAAGAUUUUAGGACAAAAACCUAAUUCUGGGUUUUUUUUUUGGUUUUGGAUGGGUUUUUUUUUUUUUGGUUUCUGAAAUAAAGUUAAAAAACAAGCUUUGAUUUGAAGGUCUCAGACAGAGGAUGAUGCACGUGCUACAAUCAGCUGAAAAGUGUCCUCUGCUUCUGUAUCGUCUGAUCAAGAGCACCAUUUCAUCCAAGGACGAAGAUGCUCGUGGCGUCAGAUUUGCAUGUACGUGCCAGCGUGCAUGUGACAGUGUACAUUUGUGUGUGUGUGUGUGUGUGUGUGUGUGUGUGUAUAUAUUUGUAUAUUAUCAUGCUGCAAUGGGGAAAAAAAAUAUUUCCUUAUGUCUGAAUAAAUGUUCUAAUUUAACCUUGUCUAAAAAGCUUUUCUUUUUUAAAAUAGAAUAUAAAUACUGAUUAAGAUAAUAUUGAGAUCACUAAAAAGCUGAAAGUUCAGCUCUUUUUGGGUUUUUUUUUUUUUGGAAAAUGAUUAAAUGGUGGUGCAAGUCCCCUUUAUAAAUAUGAUGACAUUUUUAUGGUCGAAACCUUUAAUCAGUUCAGUUGUACUGAAAAGUUUUUGUUGUUUAAAUUCAUUUUUAUUAGCAUUUCCCUUUAUGAUUCCAGUGAGCUUAUUUCACUUAGUUUUCAUCACCUUGCAUUUUAUUUCUUUUUUGUAUAUUUUUUUUAGACAUUUGAAUUAAAAAGGCUGAAUUGCUCAGUGGAAAGUACAUUAUUUCAACAUGGUGUGGCUUUGUAUUAAGAUAAUGAUGGAUCUCAGUUUGUUGUAUGUAAUAAUUUUUUUUUCUCUUUGACAUACACCAUAACAUAUAAUGUAAAUAAUAAAUGAGUAAAUAAGGACAUGUUGGAGACUACAU
Messenger RNA from Ictalurus punctatus (channel catfish), 3860 nucleotides. RefSeq names its product aryl-hydrocarbon receptor repressor b (gene ahrrb). The coding region runs from base 265 to 2079 and encodes 604 amino acids. Gene Ontology annotation, cellular component: aryl hydrocarbon receptor complex; nucleus. Gene Ontology annotation, molecular function: transcription cis-regulatory region binding; protein dimerization activity; nuclear receptor activity. Gene Ontology annotation, biological process: regulation of transcription by RNA polymerase II. Lineage: Eukaryota; Metazoa; Chordata; Actinopteri; Siluriformes; Ictaluridae. The transcript is spliced from 10 exons. The record is from RefSeq and is a predicted model, not a curated record.